Molecule: messenger RNA, 2528 nt
Organism: Linum tenue
Lineage: Eukaryota; Viridiplantae; Streptophyta; Magnoliopsida; Malpighiales; Linaceae
Source: the annotation of a GenBank genome assembly
UCAGUUCGCCCCGAUCGCCAUUUUCGAAUUCCAACUUUCUAUCUUCGUCUACGCUCUAGAAAUUAUCUGAACAGGCAGUUCGAGGUCGUAAGCAAGAAAAUGGUCGGGCGAGAUCAGGAGCUGGAGAAAGUAAGAUUUCUAAGCUUGGCGCUGGAUCUCGGCUUCGACGAGCAGUCGGCCAACAGGUGCCUGGACCGUUUGAUUUCACUCUACGGCGACGAUGGGAAAGAUUUUGUCACCGUGGAGUGCUGCGGCGACGAUUUCCUCGCGGCGCUGGCCGCGUCCAUGGAGGAUGCCGAGGACUGGGACGACGACUUGCGAGCUGUCGAAUCCGAAGCUUGCGGCACCUUGAAUGACAUGUUCGAUAAGGAUAAUAACACUGCUCGAGAGCCGAACGAUAGCAAGGCGAGUGGUUCUAUUGCGAACGGCUACUACAUCAACCUCAGCGACGACUCGCCUCAGAAGGAGAGGCGGCACGAUUUCAUGGAGCUUGACUUGUCAACAAGUGAUAGCGAUGAAGAUCCUGAUUUUUGCAUGUCCGGUGAAAAGAGUUCUGUAACUGCUUCCUCGCUCGGCCGCUCUUCUGUAUCUAGGGAUUAUAAGGGCACGGCUACCCAAGGUUCAGUUGCAUCAGGUGGCAGCAAGAAGCAGUCCCCUACGGUGUCAAAGGAUGUACAUGGGACUCUGAGUUAUGAACAACUGCAACGACUGGAUGACAUUGAAUUGGCGAAUGCUGUCAUAUUUGGGAACAAGGCUUUUCGUCCGUUGCAGCAUCAGGCUUGUAGAGCAACGUUGGAGAAACGAGACUGCUUUGUUCUAAUGCCCACUGGAGGUGGUAAAAGUCUUUGCUACCAGCUACCAGCCACUCUGAAACCAGGCGUUACUGUAGUUAUAUCUCCAUUGCUGUCCCUCAUCCAGGACCAGAUCAUUACAUUAAACCUUAAGUUUGGGAUACCUGCAACUUUCCUCAAUUCUCAGCAAACUUCUGCUCAGGCAGCCGCAAUCCUCCAAGAACUAAGGAAAGACAAACCAUCAUGCAAACUCUUAUAUGUAACUCCGGAGAGGAUUGCUGGAAAUGCGUCAUUUUUCGAAACCCUCAAAUGCUUGCACCGGAAGGGCCAGCUUGCAGGUUUUGUAGUCGAUGAAGCCCAUUGUGUUAGUCAGUGGGGACAUGAUUUUCGCCCCGACUACAGGGAGUUGGGACGUCUCAAACAGAACUUUUCAAAUGUCCCAGUUAUGGCUUUAACAGCCACAGCAACCCAUCCAGUCCGCGAGGACAUACUAAAAGCUUUAAGAAUUGAACGUGCUCUUGUCCUUGAAACAAGCUUCGACAGGCCUAACUUAAUGUAUGAAGUCGUUGCCAAAGAUAAGGACGCACUAAAACAGCUUGGACAGCUCAUCACCGAUCGCUUCAAAAAUCAAUGUGGAAUAGUAUACUGCCUGUCUAAGAACGAAUGUGUUGAGGUUUCAAACUUCUUGAACGACAAGUGCAAGAUUAAGACGUCGUAUUACCAUGCUGGUCUUGCCGCUCGCCAAAGAGUUGAGGUGCAAAGGAAAUGGCACACUGGAGUGGUACAAAUUGUCUGUGCAACGAUUGCUUUUGGGAUGGGGAUAGACAAACCUGAUGUGCGCUUUGUUAUUCACAACACACUGUCCAAAUCAAUCGAAAGCUAUUAUCAAGAAGCUGGAAGAGCUGGGAGGGAUAAUCUCCCUGCUGUGUGCAUUGCCCUAUUCCACAAGAAGGAUUUCAGCAGGGUUGUCUGUAUGUUAAGGAGUGGACAAAGAUUUCAUAAAGACACUUUCACGACAGCAAUGGCUCAAGCAAGAAAGAUGCGCGAUUAUUGUGAACUUAAGGGCGAAUGUCGCAGACAAGCGUUGCUGGAACACUUUGGAGAAUCAUUUGACAGAAAAGCCUGCAAAAUUAGCUCUAACCCGUGCGACAACUGUCUCAAGACACCCUCAUGACACGUUAGCUGAGGCCGAAGUCAUCUCAUUUUCUUCGGGGCCUUACUUCCAUCACGACUUACCGAAAGCAAGACCCGGCCGAACUCAUUCAUCUACUUAUGGAGAGGUCUACUGUCUGAGGAAGGUUAAGCCAGUCUUGAGCGGGUCUUCCAACCUGGUGCUUUGCUCAACUUGAAGCUAUCUCUGAAAUGGUUGAUGCAAUGUUCAUUUCUAUCCAAACUGUCCUAGAAUUGACUGCUCUCCCCUUCGACUUAUCUUCAAGCAAGCUGGUAUGGACAUCUGCUGGUACUCUAAUAGAAACUUGCUCAAUUUCUUUACGAGUCAACUUGCUUUCCGUAUUUAAGUGUAAAGCCAAAUCUUUUCUUCUGUACCUCCAAACUUAUUGUUCUCUGAGAUCUAUGGAGUGAUUUAAGACUUCAUAGUAUGGUUGUCAUGCCGGCCGGCGUGCCACUGGUUGAACCUGGUUCAAUUUAUACCGGUCAUAAAAUCGGUAUGACACCAUCGGUAUGACCGGCAUGAUCGAUAUACGAAUCUCCAAGUAAAAUGAUCUUAUCUUAGUGAAU